AAAAGCACAAUCAUAUCUCAAAUUGUGAAUUCAAAAAUCCAGAGAAACAUUUCGGAGAAAAAAUGUCAGGGCGUGGAAAGGGAGGCAAGGGAUUGGGAAAGGGAGGAGCCAAGAGGCACAGGAAGGUGUUGAGAGAUAAUAUUCAAGGCAUUACAAAGCCUGCUAUACGUCGUUUGGCUCGUAGAGGCGGUGUCAAGAGAAUCAGUGGGCUGAUCUACGAGGAGACUCGUGGGGUUCUUAAGAUCUUCCUUGAGAAUGUGAUUAGAGAUGCUGUCACCUACACUGAGCAUGCUAGGAGAAAGACUGUUACUGCCAUGGAUGUUGUUUAUGCUUUGAAAAGGCAAGGCAGAACUCUUUAUGGUUUUGGAGGUUAAGGAAGAACUUGCUUUAUGGUUCUGGAAGUCUUGCUGUCAAGAAAUUUAGAUGGGGUUAGUGGUCUCGGCCAUGGCGGCGCUUUUGCGUUUUCAGGGUUAGGGUUAGGAGGGUUAGGGUUCUUUUGAAAGAAAACAAAAAGUGAAAUGCUGUGUAAUUAGUGGGUGUCUUAGGGUUGUUUUUGUGUAAUUCAUGCUUUGAAUUUCAGGUCUAAUGAAAUAUUGUAUUGACUA
Messenger RNA from Ricinus communis (castor bean), 605 nucleotides. Its product is annotated as histone H4. The coding region runs from base 63 to 374 and encodes 103 amino acids. Lineage: Eukaryota; Viridiplantae; Streptophyta; Magnoliopsida; Malpighiales; Euphorbiaceae. Gene Ontology annotation, molecular function: DNA binding; protein heterodimerization activity; structural constituent of chromatin. The transcript has a single exon. Gene Ontology annotation, cellular component: nucleosome. Gene Ontology annotation, biological process: nucleosome assembly. The record is from RefSeq and is a predicted model, not a curated record.